Messenger RNA from Struthio camelus australis, 3362 nucleotides. The record is from RefSeq and is a predicted model, not a curated record. NCBI's taxonomy places the organism in Eukaryota, Metazoa, Chordata, Aves, Struthioniformes, Struthionidae.
GUUUAACAAUUUGAUCUGCGGUAGGACAGCGUGUUGGGGAAAGGAAUGGUAGAGCCGCCGCAUGGAAGCGUGUUUGUUGUAACAAACCAGUUCUUAAUCGUUCCUUCUUAAUUCCUCUGUGCAGCCUGGCUGAGCGGGGCUAGUUGAGAGCGGGAGAUGUCAACUCCCCCUCUAGCUGGGGCUGGAAUGCCUCCCGGCGCUUUCUCAGGGACACAGGCUCAAGCAGCUAGGGAGGUAAAUACAGCUUCACUCUGUCGUAUCGGCCAAGAGACCGUGCAGGAUAUUGUGUUUCGAACCAUGGAAAUCUUCCAGUUGCUGAGGAAUAUGCAGUUACCGAAUGGUGUUACUUAUCAUACUGGGACGUAUCAAGACAGACUGGGAAAGCUGCAGGAACAUCUCCGGCAGCUAUCAAUACUCUUCAGAAAAUUGAGAUUAGUCUAUGACAAAUGCAAUGAAAACUGUGCAGGACUUGAUCCUGUUCCCAUAGAACAACUUAUUCCAUAUGUUGAAGAAGAUGGAUCCAAGCACGAUGAUCGUGGUGCUGCUAGUCAGCUUCGUUUUGCUACUGAAGAGAGAAGGGAAAUCAUGGAGGUAAACAAGAAAUUGAAACAGAAGAAUCAACAGCUGAAGCAGAUCAUGGAUCAGUUACGGAAUCUCAUUUGGGAUAUAAAUGCCAUGUUGGCAAUGCGGAACUGAGCAAGGAAACAACUUAAAAUCAAACUUCAUAAUUAGAAGAGCUGCUGAUUUUUUUUUUUUUUUCAGAUAUACUUAAUUUCCUUCUAAGAAGUACCGUGUUUUCCCACAACCAUGUCACAGCAAUAUUUGAAAAGUUUUUGAUAUUAAAGUGUUUUUUCUCUGAUAAUUUAAAUAGUAUUGACUUUCUUUUUAUAAAAGAUUCAUCCUACAGUUUGUGUCUGAGUGAUUCAAUUAGGCUGAAUAUAGCAAGUUUUGUAACUUACAGUAAUAAUUUGAAUUGCUAUAUAAAUUGAGUUUUUUAUAAAUGUAGUCUUUCUAGAUUUUGUAUAAUACACUUAACACUUCAAAGAAAAAAAAAGUUUGCAUGCUGUUCUGCAGUGUGGACUGCUUCUAUAUGUGGGAGAAGUCAAUACAGAAAAGUUGCUCCAGGAAGCUGCAGGACAGAAAUAAGUGAUCAGAGAUUACGAUUCAAUACAGGCCCGUUGUGGGAACCUAUGGACUCCUAUGCCAUAUUAGGUCAUCUUAUCCCAUAUCCUGUCACUAUAUACGUGUGGUAUUAGAUAGAUUGGGGCAAAAUACAAGAAGCCACGUAGAUAUGCCCCUAUCCUCAUUGAUACAAUUAAGUCCUUUUAAGUGAAGGCUUUAGAACUCAUCAACCUUAACUUCUUCCACAACUGAGUUAUCAUUUUCUUGAGUAUUACUUCAAGUUGGGCCUCAUACUUCUGUACUAUUAUAUAGGAUUGGAAUGCUUUAUUCUCUUUUACCAGAGUGUACUGAGUAGUGCUUUUCAUUGAUCAUUUUACUAUGACUGCCAGUGCCAGAAAACUUCAGUGUAUUUGAAUAGUUUGUUAUCUUGUGUUAGUCAUGAAACUUACCUUUCUUUAUUUUGUUUCUCUGGCUAAUUUUUAACUUCCUUAGGUAUUCCUCACAAUUUUCGUUAGCCCUGAAAAUAUUCUAAUAAUGUUUAUUAUCCACAAAUGCUGCUGUUAGACUGUGUGUCUCUCUAUUCCAGAUCAAUUAAUAUUUAAAAUAAUGUCAUUUCAGUACAAAUCCUUAGGGCACUUGGCUGGUAAUAUUUGUAAAGUUGAAAACUGACCAUCCUUAUGUCUUGUUUCUUAUGUAUUACCUUUAAUGCCCAUCCUGUGCCCAAUUAGAUUCCUUAAUAGUUUUGCAUGAAAGGCUUGCUCAAACCUUUUGAAGAAUCCAACUAAAUGAUAUCUAUAAGAUAUCUUUUAUACACUGCAGUAUUUUGAUACUCACUGAAUUCUGAUGGAUUCAAGUUGCAUGUUUUUUACAGAUGUCAUACUGGUUUAUUGUUCUUAAAGUUGUGUGGGUUUUUUUUUUUUUUUAAUGAUUUCAACACAUUUGCCCACUCCUUGAGGUAAAAAUCACUGGCACGUAAUAGUAACACCUGCUUAACAGUAUAUGAUUUCAGUUGGGGAAGAUCAGGUCCAAUUUUUCUCUUUUUUCUCUUUUUGAAGAGUUUAACAGAUUAAUGGAUGCCCAACAGUCUUUACUCCCAUUUUACAAAUGGAAGAGUUGAUAGCUCACUCAGCAUUCAGUGGCAAAGCUAGCAGUAGAACUGCUGAGUUUCCGUUUAGGUUGACCGUUGCAGCAGAUAACAUUGGUCAAGGAGUAAUGGUUCUUCAGCAGUGACAGGUGUUUCUAUUAUAUAACCUAUGUAAAGACAAAACAGAUUAAAAGUUUGAAUGAAGCUUUUGCAAAGGAGGUGAUGGGUGCCCAUAGAGAUUUUUAUUUAAGAUGUAGGCACAUCUUUAUAUUUGCAACAUGUAGUGCAGCUUUCUACUCAGUGUAUAUAUAAGCACACAUCCCUCUUGGAAUAAAUAUUUGAAGUGGAUUUUGAAGUGACGCCAAUGUUUUGAGUGUGAGUAUAAAAUUCUCAAUACUUAGCGUUUGGUUGUAGUUUGGAACAAUGGAAAGGACUACAGAAAAUGGAGAUUAUACUAGACUUUGCUCCACUGUCUAUAUAAUAGAUCUGUGUGAGCACUAAAUAUCUUUAAAGUUUGUUGGCUUAUUAUUUUUGUUAUUUAUAAACAGAGUAAAAGUAACGUAAAAUGUGAAUAAGAGUGCAAGUAUUGCAAGUAGAUGUCAAGCUGAUACAAUAUUCAGCUUACUCUGCAUCUGCUGGCAGUGGCCAAGGUUUAUACUAUAAUUUUUCAUCUGGGAGAGAGGGAAAAAAAACCACUUUAAACCACUACGAGAACAGAUAGCAUGCUAGCUAAAUUGCAAAGUGUGGAAAUUGACAGAACUGUAAAUUAUCACAGUAAAUACUGUCAAAACAGGAACUUUGCAAAGUGUUGGACCAAAACCAUACACUUUGACUUACACAGAUGAAAGUAAGAGUAGUGGACAUAAUUUACCUCCUGCCACGUCCAUGAGUAAAUACAGGUUUCAGUCAAGAAGAUAGGAGUUUUAAAAUGAGUAGCUGUUCCUUAACUGGAAGACGUUGCUGGGCAUCAGCGUGUGUUGAAAAUUAAUAUUUUACUGCUAGUUAAUGAAAUGGCAACAAAUACACCAGCAAAGCAAUACCAGCACAGUUGCUUCAGUGUUUUGUUUCUGUAUCAUUGACUGUUUCAGUAUUUCAGAUUAGGCAAACGCUGGAUAAACACACAAACAGUACUGGGAGCAGAUACCAAACCUGGGAU